Messenger RNA from Dovyalis caffra, 303 nucleotides. The record is from the annotation of a GenBank genome assembly. NCBI's taxonomy places the organism in Eukaryota, Viridiplantae, Streptophyta, Magnoliopsida, Malpighiales, Salicaceae.
AUGGCAGUGAAAAUUCGUUUAGCUAGACUGGGAUGCAAAAACAGGGCAUUUUACAGAAUCAUUGCUGCUGAUAGCCAUACCCCAAGAGAUGGCAAACAUCUUCAAGCUCUUGGUUUCUAUGACCCCUUAGCAGCACUGGCUGUUCAAAGUUUAGAGUGUCCUCAAUUGAAGUCUGAAAUUUUUAAAGCACAAAGACAAUCAGGUGUAUGGGGAUAUAUACAUGUAGCAUCUUCAGAGAACAAGAACAAGAAUGGGAAGAAGCAGGAAAGCGUACGGCAUGGUAAGCUUGUGUUCAAGGAUUAA